Messenger RNA from Neodiprion fabricii, 3379 nucleotides. RefSeq names its product protein spaetzle 3-like (gene spz3). The record is from RefSeq and is a predicted model, not a curated record. The coding region runs from base 1307 to 2704 and encodes 465 amino acids. Gene Ontology annotation, cellular component: extracellular region. Gene Ontology annotation, biological process: central nervous system formation; regulation of Toll signaling pathway; innate immune response. The transcript has 7 exons. Gene Ontology annotation, molecular function: growth factor activity; Toll binding. NCBI's taxonomy places the organism in Eukaryota, Metazoa, Arthropoda, Insecta, Hymenoptera, Diprionidae.
AACGCUCUAUGGAGUUCGCAGACUCCGCAGAACACGUCUUAUCCCCGUACCGAGGCUGGCAGUCUCUCAGUUCAUGUUCGCCCGCUGAACAUCGCGCGUCGCUAAACAUUUUCAGCCUAGUGAUCACGUGGCCGAGGAAGUGCCUGUACAUGACAAGCGUUGGAUCAUCGAGUUGCGCGGUUGGUUUUAACUAGCUACGGUGCCAAAGCGUGCAGCGCACACAUAUCGAACGACGAAAGCAGAAGUCGAAAGCUGAGUUUGUUGAAAAGUGAAAGUUUUGCAAAUUAACGAAUUCAGUUCCUGCAGUGCGCUGGGUAUAACGUAUAACUCAACCUGCCUGCCUUCCUGCCUACUUGCCUGCCUACUUGUGUUCGGCGGCUAAUGUGGGCCAGGCCGAAUGACAAGUCUAUCGGUGGAGAGCGGUAUAACCCGUUGAUCGGUCUGCCACACCACCGCCGUUCAGUCCAUAUAUUCAAACGUUCGUAAAGAUAGCCGGACGAAAUUUCUCUAUAAGCCACGUCGGAGGUAGGGUGACCAUUUCGGAGUGCAACGACAUCGAACGCCCGUAAAACUUCUGAAAGGACUGACAAAGAAAAUCGGGAAAGAAGCACGCGGCUGAUUCCUCAAGGACGGGCAACGACGACGUUGACAAUAUUACUAUCCCGGGAUAGGAUUUUAAUCUGUCAUGACGUGUCGCCGAUACGAGAGCACCCAAAAACGGUGCAGGCGAUCCGAUUGACAGGCGAUCGAUCAGCCGUCGGUUGUCAGCCAUGAGAGCCAAGGGCGGGCGAAAGAGUUUGAUCAAAUUUCACGUGACAAACCGUCAUCACCUCGCGGCAGCGGCGACAAAGUGAACUGUAUCUUCAUUGUGGACACCCAAGGUGUCGCGAUGGUCUAAGACCUUCGCUUGUUGGUGAGAGUAGAUCGAAGAAGAACGGAAGGCCCUACCGCCCCGCGGACAGCCCGCGCUUUCGGCUUAUAAGUGAUUAAGACCCAAGAAACAGUGACGCAAUUGUACGCAAAUUACGUAACAAUAGUUUGAACAGUGUUCGCAUAUACACCUAUAUACAUAUAUGGUAAAUAAAAAGCGACCGACAUUCGUUUCGAAUACAAAUAAAUCCCAUUAAUAAGACACACACGUGGAAUACAGAAUAGACUUGUGCGAAAAUCAUCGUAAUUGCACUCUGACUGAACGAAGGAGACGCGGAUCUGUACCCGACGUAAGACUUGACAAAAUCUCGUCGACUGCGUGGUUCGAGUCGCGUGCACAUUACAUACGUGAAAUCUCUAGUCCGAAACGCUAACCAUGGCCCUGGUCAACUUCACGCUACCUUAUCAGACGGCGACUCCGUCGCCGUUCCUGCUUCCUGGUGCUCCGGGACACUCGACGGUGAACAAUUUACGCUACAACGCCGUUCCCCCGCCGCCGCCAGCCCCGAGCUACAACAACGAAGACCCUUAUCAAAACGAACCCUACGUUCCACCCGCCGAGUAUCGUCACACCCCCAGUCUCACCACUCAGCAGCAUCAGAGCACUUAUGCUCGAGUCACUCAUGAAACUCACUACGCAAAUUACAACCAAGACUUCAGAAGGACGCAGACAAGGCAGUCCCAGCAGACGAGGCCUCCGCCGACUAUCCCACCGACAAACAAUGUUCUAACCCAGGCACCUCUGCAACAGCAGCCCCGCGGACUACAUGAGGCUAAACAGUCCCAGGCACCCUCACCCGCUGACAACUAUCCCGAAAGACCGAACGGGUAUACCAGAGUUAACAGCGAAGCGUACAGCGGUCCUGGCGCCAAGACAUCCGUUCACGCUGUGCUCGAUUACGACGAUGACUUCGACGACUACUACGACGAGGAGGAGCAAGAAAUGCCGAGUAACACCCACGUCACACCGAUCCAGGGACCAAUAUUUUUAAAAAACGGCUCAGUCCCCGUUGUGCCGCUCUACUCUUACCCGCAAUUGAACAACGGAACCUUCGUUCAAAUACCGAUACUGUGGACUGCGCUGUCCGUGGCCUUGGGGGUUGAACUGCGGGGUGAUUUGGUUCGAGGGUCACCAUGCAUCAAGAGAUACCAUCAACUUUUCUGUCCAACUGCCGGUAACACCUAUCCCAUCGACCGGAUAGAACGUUUCAUCGACGAGAACAAGGCGUUGAUGAAACGGAUGUACGGGGAUUUCGAGAUGAGCACAGAAUACGGUCCGCCGACCAGAGAACCGGCUGGGCAUCGCCGGAAAAGGGCCUCCUCGAAACACGACAUACCGGAUGGCGGGCCCAAACCCGAAGACGACGACGGGGGUAAUUCCGACGGGGAGUCCUACUUCGCCAAGAUGAGAAACACGCGUCAAUCCUUCGGCAACAAUCAGAACAACGAAAGCGGAAGGGUUGACGCUUGCGAAUCAAAGAUAGAGAUAGUGACGCCAUAUUGGGCCAGCAACAGCGCUGGUAAAAUUCGGGCAAUCGUCAACACCCAGCAUUUCGAGCAAGCCAUUCACCAAGAAGUUUGUUCGAUAACAAGGACGAAGAGAUGCAGCGGCGACUGUGGAUGCGAACAAAAGUACAAGUGGCAUCGUCUUCUCGCUUACGAUCCAGACAACGACUGCAAGGGUAUAUUCAUGGACUGGUUCCUCUUUCCAUCGUGCUGCGUCUGCAGGUGCGAUCCUCUUCCUAAAUUUCCAUCGACAAACUCUCGGAAUUAAUACGAUUCUUGAGCGUACGAAGGACGUCGUUUUGUCGAUUCCAUCGUAGCUCCUGACUUAUUCACUGGCGAUGUUCGCCAGUUUUCAAUCGCAGUUCAAUGAGAACUUGCGACCAACGACGUAAGUUGUAAACUAGAUAUAAGUAAAAUAAAUUCGAUCGUAUUCCUAGUAGAGUAAAAUCCAAGACUGGCAAGUGACCCGUUCUAGAUUGUCUUGGAAGUUAUUUAUCAUUUAUUAGUCGCUCGAAAUAGUUCCAUAUUUAUGUUUUAUCUGAAAAUCUUUAUUUAGAGCGAAAAUUUAUAGUAGUAUGUAAAUUAUGGAACAGCCUAGAUAGCCAAAUGAAAUUUCACGCUGCGUUGUACAUGUAUAAAAUAUCAUUAGCGUUAUAAGAUUUUAUACAUAAGCCAGUCUUCUUUUUCUUCUUUUUCUUUUUUUUUUCUCGAAUAUGUGCCUAGUAUAUCUCUGACUUUUGAUAACACCAUUUUAUUGUAAGGUUAUUUUAGCUAAUAAUUGGAUAAUAUAUCGAUAAUUAUAGUAGCUGUGUACUUCUAUGCGUAGAUAUCAUUCUACGAUUUCAACACAUCAUUCAACACCUGCGACAAAAUCUCACCUUCAAUAAUUGUUAAAAAUUAUUAUACCAAUACAGGAUCGAAUAAACUAUUAAGACUACGAUAA